Molecule: messenger RNA, 2345 nt
Organism: Loa loa (African eye worm)
Lineage: Eukaryota; Metazoa; Nematoda; Chromadorea; Rhabditida; Onchocercidae
Exons: 13
Cellular component (GO): cytoskeleton
Molecular function (GO): protein tyrosine phosphatase activity
Source: RefSeq, a predicted model, not a curated record
UAGAUCUUACUACUUUUUCCUGAUGAAAUUGGAUGUUGUUGAGGGUAAAUUGACGGUUGCCCUCGAAAAAUAUAUCAAUCUUGCAGCAUACAGUCUUCAAGUAGAAUAUGGCGAUUUUGAUCCAACAAUACAUACAAUUGAUUUCAUGCAAACUGUACCUCUUUUACCAAAGCAUAUCUGCCGAAAUGCACAAAUUCAGGAAGAUUUGUUGAAGAGAGUAUCGGCGGUACAUGAAAGGCUGAAAGGAAUGCAACCAAGCUAUGCUGCAUUACUGUAUAUCGUAGAUGCUCAACAAUGUGAGGGAUAUGGAGAAGAAUAUUUUAAUGGGAAGGAUGAAGAUAGUACUGAAGUAAAGAUUGGAUAUUCUCAGGAAGGUAUCAUUAUCAAAGGAUCCUAUGGUGCACCAUUAAAACAUAAAUGGGAACAUAUCAAGGAUAUGCAAGCAAUGAAACGACAUUUAAAUAUUCGACUUCAUGAUGGAAACUUAGUUCAAUUUACCAUGGAAGAUGCAGAAAUGGCACAUUAUGUGGCAGUGGUAAUGAUGUGGCAAUUUCGUUAUGCGACAAAUAAAGCAAUAAUUGAAAAAAACAGCCCAAUGAAUAUCAAUAAUUUGCAAGGAAGUAUUCGAACAUUCAAUCAAAUGAGAUCAUCAAAUGCUGAGCUUAAUUCAACUCGUCUAAUUGGACCAGACUAUGCUUCAUUAGUUUAUACGAUGAUGCCUGAACCGACGUAUUGUUCAUCCACCCAACGCUUGCCAUCAACGAAACGACCGCAGCGUACGUCACUUUUGCAGGCGACAUCAAUGUGUAAUCUAUCAAUCCAUACUGGUUGCGGUGAAACUCAACCAUCAAAACGUUCACCUUUAACAUCGCUGAUACAGUAUAGCAAAACGGAAAAUGCAGAUAUUGCUGAUGCAUUACAAUCACAAGAUCAAGCAAACAUAGAAUUCGAAAAUAUUUCUCGGAAUGCACUAUCAAAAUCCACUGCAGCAUUGAAUUUUAUGAACGAUGAAGAAUAUAUUUCACCGCCAGGUGUUUUAUAUUGUUCAACUCCCUUCCUGCUACAAAAUAAUGCGCAGAAUGCUUCUUCAUCACCAAAAAAUAUCAAUGGUAUGGUCCCUUCUAUUGUUGAAGAUGAUGCUCAAAAAUUUGAAUUUCAUAAUUUUGCUGCUUUACGAAAACGACACUUAGCUGAUACGAUGACUGGUUCUUCACCGGAAAUUCGUAUGAUCGGCGGCGGAACGCAUACAUUGUGCCGCAACGCUGCGGCAUUAGUACACAAGCACUCUUUGCUUGCGAAUGGAUCUCAAAAGACAUCUCCGGGUCAUGCACUUAGUACUCCGGAUCUAUUGAGCUCUUGCCGUUCAUCACCUGAUCUUAUCACUUCCGUAUUGGACCGAUAUCGACUAGCGGUAGCUGAAGCGGAAUUACGAGCUGCUGUUAUUUCACAAAAGCCAUCACAAUUACAACAUCUCAAUGGUACCAUUCAAGCAGGUGGACAUUUGCAAACAAUGAAAAGCUGUGGAAAUUAUAUGCUACCAUCACCGCCAUCAAUGAAUGUCAAAUCGCAGCGGGGUAUGAAUAAGGAAUCACAAAGAACUGGUGACAAUAUUAAAACAGCUACACCGGCGACAAAGUUUAUGGUAAUGGAAGUAGCUGAGGCGGAAAUGAAAGAACAUAUGUCCAAAGAUGCUAUGAGGCCAAAAAUACGCAAAAAAUCACUACCCGUAAUGUCCUCUCCUCCACAAACAUCAUUCUAUCAUCGCUCAACGGCAUCAAAGAUUAAAGGUCAGGCGCAUCCACUUUCUUAUUUGGCACAAGCCGGGCACAUCUAUUAUCCUCCUUCAUCACCUCUUACGCAAAUUCAUGAGAUUUAUCGAAAUAAUGAAACAAGUGGCUUUGGUAGUUCGAAUGAGCCAAAUUCAGGGGCAACAUAUUCUAACAGUGUCUUGAAAUCACCACCACUAUUUUCGGGGCAUCAUCGCUACGAGGUAAUUGAAGAAGACCGAACUCCAGAAUCUUUUCUCCAUCGAGUUCAUGAACUCUGCACACCCUCAUCUUGUGGUGCUGUCAGAGCACUUCCAGUUCAAAACCAGGCUCUAACCGUAUCAUCACCGCGAAGCGUUUCACCUCCUGAUGUUUUCAACAAUCGCACCAAGAACCCAAUCUCCGAACAGCUGAGCAAUUCAUCGGCUGAUUCACCGCGGUCUACCAUUAAUCGACCAGUUACUACGGUAGAGCAGCUUCUAAGCGGGAAUGAUUCCGAGAAUAUCCCAUCUUCAUCAAUGACCAAUGGAUCGCCACAAUGUACCGUUUGCGAUAAAGCAACAAAUAUCUGUGAAGCGG